AUGGCCCCUCCGUCGGGUCUCCAUCAGUCGGCCAUUCCCGCUGAUUUCGAGACGCCAUUCCCGCCGUUAGUCCGAUCUUCUACCGUGCCAGCUGGCCCCAAGCUGCACCGUUCCGACCCGUCGCAUUUGUCUCCCGAAGACGCCUAUGCCUCCUUCUCCCCUCCGCGCCAUCUCGGAGGGUUCGACAGCGGGGGAAAUGGUUCUGGAACCGAUACACGACCCGGGCGCACUAGGCAUAAGGACACCGCUCGGAGUCGGAGCAGAAGGCGCAAACGUUUCCAGAAGCUGCUCUGGGUGAAGCAGUCGUACCCCGAUAACUACACCGACCAAGCUACCUUUCUCGAGAACCUCCAGCGCAACCCCCGGGUUCGACCCUACGAUUUUUGGCCCUUAGUUGCCGACUCGACCGUCAUCGUACAGCAUGUCUGCUCCGUCAUCAUCUUUGUCGUAUGCUUCGUCGGUAUCUUUCAGGAGCGCUCGCCGGGCGGGUCUGGGGAUGAGGAUGAGGAUGCCAGGGCGCGGAUGAUACGAGAUAGGCGAGCGUCCAAGGAAUUCCGCCCACCUAGGCGGCAGGACUCGAUGGGGCUGGACCAACCGAUGUUCAACGCCAGUACCGUGAGCAUCUCAAGCGCAUCGAACUUCCCCUCCGCCGCGAGCUCGACCUCGAACCUCCUCCAAGACCAUGCCCACAUGCAACGAAUCCCCCACCCGCUAGGCGGUAACACCUACAACAGCGGCCUCCUCGUCCCAGCCCACGCCCACUCCCGCUCCGCCAGCUCCAUCAACUCAAUCGCCUCGCAAGCGAGCGCCGCCAACAGCCCCACUACCACCGCUACGACCACACGCUUCGGUCCAGACGGAACGGACCACGGGGAACCCACCCCGUCCCCAAUCGCCCGCAACGGGCGCGCCUACGUCCGCCUCAGCACCAUCAAAUCCGCCAUCCUUAUCUACUUCACGCUGCUCGGCCUGUCCCCGAUCCUCAAGUCCCUCACACGCUCCACCUCCUCCGACAGCAUCUGGGCCAUGUCCUUCUGGCUGCUCGCCCUCAACGUCUUCUUCUUUGACUACUCGGGCGGCGGCCGCGCCGGCAGCGCCCCCGCCGCCACCACCACCACCACCACCACAACAACAACAACAACAAGCACACACGGCAGCAACAAACAGAUGCCAGUAGCGUCGCUGUCGACCAACGCGGCGCUGAUGGCGUCCACCGUGCUGGCCAGCCGACUGCCGAGCACGGGCCAGGUGUUCAGCCUGACGCUGUUCAGCAUCGAGGUGUUUGGCCUGUUCCCCGUCUUCCGCCAGUACGCGCGCCGCCGCAGCUGGCGCUACCACGUGGUGCUGACGGUGCUACUCGUGCUGGGCGCGGGCGCGGGUGUCGGCAUGAUCCUGGGUGACGAGCGCGGCUGGCCGUGGAAGAAAGGCCUGUUGGGCAUGGUGGUGGGCUGCCUGAUUGCUGCCCUGGCUAUGGGCGGGUGUAGCUGGUGGCUGAUUGGGCUGCAGAAGUAUAAGAAUGAGAUUUAUGGGCCGUGGGAUCCGGCGAGGCCGAUUAUUAUUAGUCGGAGGCAUUGGGAUGAUGAUUAG
This is a messenger RNA of Chaetomium globosum CBS 148.51, 1587 nucleotides long. RefSeq lists its product as uncharacterized. The record is from RefSeq and is a predicted model, not a curated record. Gene Ontology annotation, biological process: GPI anchor biosynthetic process. NCBI's taxonomy places the organism in Eukaryota, Fungi, Ascomycota, Sordariomycetes, Sordariales, Chaetomiaceae. The transcript has 3 exons. The coding region runs from base 1 to 1587 and encodes 528 amino acids. Gene Ontology annotation, cellular component: glycosylphosphatidylinositol-N-acetylglucosaminyltransferase (GPI-GnT) complex; membrane.